Durio zibethinus is the source of this 2492-nucleotide messenger RNA. It is a transcript of the gene ETG1, whose product is annotated as E2F target protein 1 (ETG1). Gene Ontology annotation, biological process: DNA-templated DNA replication. The record is from RefSeq and is a predicted model, not a curated record. Gene Ontology annotation, molecular function: chromatin binding. NCBI's taxonomy places the organism in Eukaryota, Viridiplantae, Streptophyta, Magnoliopsida, Malvales, Malvaceae.
CUGUAGGCCCGAUUAGUAGGGUAUUAGACCAACUUGAAUCUCCCACUGAUCAGACCUCUAGGCCAUAUUCCUUCUUCAUUUGGUCAAAGUACUGGGCCAGAGUCAAAUAUUUGGGCCGUAAACCAUGUUCUUUGGGGCUACGACGUUAUUCUCAGUCAUACGCAGCCGAAAUGGCGGGAAGAACUGGCGGGAAAUGCUACCUACCUCUCACUUAUAGCGCGGGAAGUGAGGAAGUGUCAAACGAAUCGAUCAAUCAGAGAGAGAAAGAUGGGAGGUCCACCGUACGAUUGCAUGGCGAACCCACUGGGAGCCGUCCGGUUGACAUUUGAGAAGGCGAUAGGGUCUGGAUCUCUGACCCAGACCCAUCCCUUAGCCUUUGACGGCAAGGACUGGGGUGCCCUAGACCUCUUCCGCCACUUCCUCUUCCAGGAAUCGGGACUCUCCCAGGUGCCCAUCCUUAAUUCUAAGACUAUGAGAUGGGUUCAGCCCAACAGUCUUGUACGUUACCGGGGCAUGAUUCAGGACAUGUUGGGAAAUGAAUUCUAUGUUGGUGCUUACAAGGAUGGGAAUUUAUGGAGGACCAACAAGUUCAUGGAUGUUUCUCAAUAUCCAAUGGGAACCCCUCCUGAUAUGUGUGUUUGGGAACGCCGUUUGCUCUACUGUGUUCCUGUUCCAGGACAGAGUUCAUGGACUGAACCUUCUUGUGAAAUGGAACCUAAUCGAGGCAUGGAUUGGUCAUCCCAAAACAGGGAGAAGCGGCGUAGGAUGGAUGAUGAAGAUGCCGACCCCUUGGAUUUGGUUCCUGAUGAUGAGAUUAAAAGCUCUCCAAUUACCAAGAAGAUGAGAGAAGAUGGAUUUCCUUCCCCUUCACCAGAGUCUAGGGAUUCUAAAACUGCAAGCUCUUCUUCCAGCAUGAGUACAUUUCAAUACGUCGACAAAGAUAACCUUCCUUGCCUUGUAAAGAUAUAUGAUUCUCCAGAGUCAGAGUUGAAGCUAAAUGAUGUUUUUGAGUUUAUUGGGGUCCUUACUGUUGAUUCAGAGCUUGCAGUUGAGAAGGAUGAUAAUGAUGAGUUAUCCAAUAGUUUCUAUGAUGAUGCACUGGUCCAUUUGCCCCCUAAUAAGGUCCCACGCUUGCACUGUCUUGUACAUAGGAAGCUUGCAGUCCAUGACUUUCUGCAGAGCUCCCCAAUAAUGGAGCCACAUUUGGUGAAAGGGAUAAGGGAAGCUCUGUUCAGGCAUCUUACAACUGUUCUUGGAAAUGACGAGGUAGCUGCUCAUUUCAUGUUGUUGCAUCUUCUGUCCAAGGUUCAUGCUCGAGUAGAUGAUGUUGCUGUGGGGAAGCUGUCACUAAAUCUAAUGGGUUUAAGCAAAGAAAGUGCGACUGUGUUUGGCACUCGACUUAGCCAAGCUUUCAAAAGCCUCUUACCAUUCACACAUUUCAUACCUCUCACACUGGAAUAUCUGAACACUGCCUCUCUUGCCCCGAAAAAGGAUUAUCAAGAAAACAGAUUGAUUCCCGGAGUUCUGCAGCUGCCUGAGGGCUCACACAUAAUGGUUGAUGAAACCCAACUAGAAUCAGGAAGCCUCAGCUCUAUUGGAAUUGAGAAUACAAAGUCGCUGAAAAAUCUAAUGGAGUUUCAGAAAGUGGAGUAUGACUUUCAGUACUAUAAAAUGGAAAUGGCAGCAGAUGUCCAGUUACUUAUUUUCUCUGAGGGGAAAUCUAACAUUGUUCCUGCUGAUGUCGUUGUACCUUUUCAGCCAUCUUCUCUCGAAUCCUUUGAGAUACCAGUUGCAGAAGCACUGGAAGCUUGGAGAUGGUACUUGGCAACUGUUAGAUUAUUACCGCAUUCCAUUGGGUCAGAAAUGCAGAAGGUGGUAGAAGAUGACUUGGUUGCAGCAAGACAAGCAGAUCGGAGCUUGGGCAGUCGAGAUUUCAGCCGGUGGCUGACAAUGGCCCGCUUGGUAUCCUCAAGUUUUGGAGAAACCUGUCUGUCAUUGGAACACUGGCAAAUGGUCAAGGAAUUGGAGAGGCUGAGGAGGGAGAGGCUCAAGUAGAAUCCAAGUCACCAGGUCGGAAAUAAGGGUUUUAGCUUGAUGCUUGUUAUUUUUCUUAAUCAUGAGCAAUUUUUGUUCUUUUCUUGCCCCAAAGGUCAUGAAAAAGCGGUUUGUUGAAAGGACUGAGCAGAAUCGUUAAUUUUAUAAAAAUGUUGACGCAUUGCAAAAACCAGAAUAGCAACCAUUGAGUUUCUGAUGCAUCAUUUGUGGUCUACCACCUUUUUGAAGUAUGUUAAUCCAUCAAACUGAUCACCGGAUCUUUAGCAUGAAUUGUAACUGCUGGUCUUUCUAGGUUCUUAGAACUGAAUGUGACGAAUCUUCUCAAGCCCACUUAUGGUGAACUGCGAAAAGAGGCUCAGGUUGGCAUAAACUAAAAUAUGCAGCUUCCAAUCCCACCUCACUGCGUGGGCAUCUGCAAUAUCAAGUCCAAUUUCUAA